AUGAGUACUCUCUCUGAAGUCUACAGACAACAUCCUGUCAAAGUCCAGGAGAUCACCCCUUUAGACUUUGAUUCGAUUGGAACUGUGCCUGAUUCUCAUGCAUGGCCUGUUUCUGAUGGCUUUGAGUCCAAUGACUGGUCAUCGAUACCCACGAUUGACCUCAAGGACUCUAAUGCAGCUAAGCUGAUAGGUCAUGCAUGCGAGACAUUUGGUGCAUUCCAAGUCGUAAACCAUGGUAUUCCAAUAAACGUAUUCGAGGAAGUUGAGGCUGAGGCUAGUCGGCUCUUCUCUCUUCCGACGACACAAAAGCUCAAGGCCUUAAGGUCUCCUGGUGGAGCCACUGGAUACGGCUUAGCUCGGAUAUCGCCAUUCUUCGAUAAGUAUAUGUGGCAUGAAGGAUUCACUAUCAUGGGUUCUCCUAUGGAUCAUGCCAGGCAACUUUGGCCCAGUGAUUAUCGGAAAUUUUGUGAUGUAAUGGAAGAUUAUCAGAAGAAAGUGGAGGAGCUAGCCGUAACCCUGAUGCGUCAAAUUCUCAAAUACCUAGCCAUAUCAGAAGAAGAAAUGAACUGGAUUGGUUCACCUGGAGUUGCCAGCACCGCUCUACAGCUCAACUCGUAUCCAGUGUGCCCGGACCCUCGUCGAGCCAUGGGUCUAGCUCCUCACACAGACACCUCCCUCCUCACCAUACUCCACCAGCGGAUCAGCGGCCUUCAAAUAUUCAAAGAAGGAGUUGGCUGGUCAUUUGUACGGCCAACCACCGGGGCACUUGUAGUGAACGUCGGUGAUCUCUUACACAUCAUCUCGAAUGCUAGGUUUUCUAGCGUUGUUCAUCGUGUGGUAAUGAAAGAGGCUAAACAAAGAUUCACUGUGGCUUUCUUCUAUUCCCCGCCGAUUGAUUUCAAUCUCUGUCCAUUGGGUUUGAGUUCUGGCCAAAUUCCUAUAUACCGUUCAGUGUCGGUGUCUGAAUACUUUGGCAAUAAGGCCAAGAAUCUUAACCAAGCACUUGCUUCGAUUAGAAUUUCGUAGGCAAACUAAA
This is a messenger RNA of Manihot esculenta (cassava), 1036 nucleotides long. Its product is annotated as gibberellin 3-beta-dioxygenase 1. The transcript has 2 exons. Lineage: Eukaryota; Viridiplantae; Streptophyta; Magnoliopsida; Malpighiales; Euphorbiaceae. Bases 1 to 1026 code for a protein of 341 amino acids. The record is from RefSeq and is a predicted model, not a curated record. Gene Ontology annotation, molecular function: gibberellin 3-beta-dioxygenase activity. Gene Ontology annotation, biological process: response to light stimulus; gibberellin biosynthetic process.